This is a messenger RNA of Molossus molossus (Pallas's mastiff bat), 808 nucleotides long. RefSeq names its product bolA family member 1 (gene BOLA1). Bases 89 to 502 code for a protein of 137 amino acids. Gene Ontology annotation, cellular component: mitochondrion. The record is from RefSeq and is a predicted model, not a curated record. Lineage: Eukaryota; Metazoa; Chordata; Mammalia; Chiroptera; Molossidae. The transcript has 2 exons.
CGAGGACGCGAGCACUACACUCCGCCUAGAACUUCAGGAGUCGCGUCCCUGAACCGAAACUGCUGCGACCAAGGCUGAGCCGAAGCGGAUGCUGAGUGGACAGCUGGUCAGGCGCCUGUUCUCCAUGGCCAGUCGCGUCUGUCUGGCCCGGGGCAGCCCGGGAUCCGGUACCAUAGGUCCCGUCGAAGCCACCAUUCGCACGAAGUUGGAGCAGGCCCUGAACCCCGAAGUGCUGGAACUGCGUAACGAGAGCGGCGGCCACGCGGUCCCAGCAGGCAGCGAGACACACUUCCGCGUGGCGGUGGUGAGCUCUCGCUUCGAGGGACUGAGCCCCCUGCAGCGGCACCGGCUGGUCCACGCUGCGCUGGCUGAGGAGCUAGCAGGGCCGGUCCACGCGCUGGCCAUACAGGCGCGGACCCCUGCCCAGUGGAGGGAGAACCCUCAACUGGACGUGAGCCCCCCCUGCCUGGGUGGGAGCAAGAAAACUCGAGGAACCCCCUGAACCCCAAGAGAGUGAGAACCAGGAUCCAGAUGGGUUGGGUGAGAGUAAACUACUGGGCUUUCUUCCCUUCAGUACAGUCCAAUAUUUGUAAGAGAUGAGGACCGCUGGACCCCCGUUCAACUGGCACAUACAUUAUUCACUGGAGUUAGUAAUUCAUUUAAGAUCAAAGCUAACCCAAGAGUAGAAUCACUCAUUACUGCUUUUGCCCUGGACUAUUCUGGAAAAGCUGCCCAGUCGUUUCAUGUUAAAUUGUGACUAAGGAACCACCAGAUCUGAUGUGUUGGAAAUAAUCCUGUACAUUAAAAG